GAGACCAGCUGAUUGCAAACCAUUUCACAUGUUUAUACGGCGCAAUUUUGUUAUUAUUUAACGUUUUCUGAAUAAGCCACAUAUAAACCACCAUGUAUCUAAACCAGCUCCCGCGGGCACAAUGGAAGUACCUGCAAUAUCUUUUACAAGUGCGUCAGCUUCAGCUCCUCAGGAGGCACAUAAACAUUGGCGCAAAACCACCCAUACAAACAGCGAAUCGGCUGCCGGCAAGAAGACGCGUGCACCUUAUAAAUGGAGAUCUCCAGGACAGAUUCGUUGCAUUUCGGAAUCAGGAUGCCCUUCUCAACAGGCUGAAGGAGGCAAAGACGACUGACCAGCUUUUGGAACUGUUGAAAAGCAGCGACAACCUGCAGGGUGCCCAUGUGGCGGAGGUGAUUUCCCUGCUCUGGCAAUCCUAUCAAUGCAUGGACCAGCUGGAAAAAGAGGCCCUCACUGAGCGCGUGCUAAAGGAAGCGCUGCCGAUGCUGGUUCCUCAUAUAGGCCAACUGGAGGUCAACGAUCUCAGUCGAUGCUACCUAUACCUGCGGAAAAUGCACAUAUCCAAUUCCGAGCCAGUCGUGGAAGCUGUGCUAAUGAGGGCUCUUGAACUGAUCGAGGGUCAAGUUCAUGGUGAGGCCAUUCCCUUGACUGCUCUGUCCCGCCUUUCGGUAGGAAUAAACCUGGAACGCGACUUCUUUACCCCACUCGUGUGCAUUAACUUUGUGCCACACCUGGACAAACACAUAUGCCAAUGCCACAGCGAAGAACAGGUGCGUCUUCUGUCUACGUGCCUUUUCCAGCUGCACUUUCUAGUCGACGAUGAGCUGCUUUCGCGCUUUAAGGAGCGAAUAAGUGAAAUGCUGCAAAGUGGCGUUCUCAGCAGCAAAACCCCAAAGGCUCUACUCAAGGUGCUCCACAUGCUAAAUAUUCCAUUGUGGUCACAGCAUCACACCCAAUUGAUUCGGGAGGUAAUGCUGGCCUUGCGACCCUGCAUCCACCAGAUGGAGUCCGCGGAUCUAAAGAGCAUAUGCCGCGCCUUUCUUCACCAUCAGGAGCCCGCUGCACUGAGAGAGCCCCUCAAGGAAGCCACGGAGAAGCUGCUGCAGGAAGAAAGCACGGCUGACGCCCUGUCCUGCGCAGUUCCUUUUGCAACGCCACUGCAAAGGGAUAAAUGUGCACAACUUUUUCGGACUCUACUGUACUCCGAGGAUGCAUGGCUUCUCCCCAAUGCGAGCGGACACUUUUUCAGUGUUCUUCGUGCAUUGAAGAUCUCGGACUUAGGAAUAUGCAAUACAUACUGGUCGGGUGUUAUACGGGAGCUGGAGUCCUGCCAGGAGGAGCAAACGCAUCUCCGGUUUUUGAGACACUGCCAGCGCUACAUGAACUUCAAUAACAACCUGGGCGGAACCUACCGUCAUUUCGAACUGGAACGAAAGUUGAGUCGCAUGUGCAUGAAGGCCGUGGAGGAGGACAUAGCGGGCAGGCUGCCGCCGAAGUUUGCGCGCCUGGCAGCCUUUGUGCUGGCCUACGGACAGACUCCGUUAGCCUGGAAAAAGUUCCCCAAUAUUCUGCUUAGCAAGAUGCUUGCCAUGGCUCCUCAGUUUGCCAUCCAGGAUUGCUUUCUUCUCAGUCGAGGAAUGCAAAUAGCCUGCGAAUUGAGGUUUCGGCAGCAUCUUCCGUCACUUGCUGCCAUGCAGCUGUCUACAAUGGACAGCAUCCUCAUCGACUGUGCGGAGCGGCACUUAGCCAAUGCCGAGAAGGAUCCGCUGAGUGCCAAUGACCUCAGCAUGAUUGUGAGAACACUCAGUCAUCGCAAGACUCUAAAAAACACGAUGGUGUACAACCAAGCGCUGUUGCAGUACAAAAGUCUUCACUGCAAAGAUCUCAGUUCCAGGGUGGUUCGAGACAUGGCCUACAACUUUAACGCAUCGCAUUUCUUUGUUCCCGAGCUUUUGGAGUCCAUGUUCGACUAUAUUUCCGAACAGCAUAGUCACAUUACCGGCGACACAGUAGAGAAAGUGUUAACUUGUUCUUAUAAUUUAGGCUAUACACCUGCCUCCCUAGAAGCUUUGGAUCAUGCAUCUGGAGUGUUGAUAAGAGACUUUGAGCAGAUGAGUGGAUUGUCGAUUGUCCAAGCAUGUCUAGCGUUGUGCUUCUACAAAUCCAUACAUGAGCAGCUGAUAAAUCAAAUAUUUUGCGUGAAGUUCAUUCAGCGCAUUGAGGAUGAAAUUCAGGUCUGCUACUCAAAGGCGACCUAUCCGGAACGGGUCCUUAACCUAGUUAUGCAGCUAAAUCGCACUGUGUGCCUGGAUUUUCCCGAGGCGAAUGUUCCCUGGUUUCAGCAGAACUACAUAGAGGCUCAGCUUAGCAAAAAUUCCUUGUUUACAAGUGGACCCACCAAAGAAGUUAAGCAGCUGCUGCAGAAGCUUCUUCAGAAUGAUAAUCAUUUCCGUUGCAAUCACACCACUCCUUACGGCUACCAAAUAGACUUCGUGAUACACUUCGAUCGGAAUAGGAAACCCAUCCCAGCACCUCCCGUGGAGGCGACCAUGUUGGACCGCAUAACGAAGGUGGCAAUACUUCUGCUCAAAUUUGACUCAUUUUGCGAGAACGAUUUAACUGCUUUGCGAGGCCCGGAAUCUUUGAAGAUGAGACAUUUAGAAAUGAUGGGCUACAAGGUAAUGCAAAUAAACAUACACGACUGGAACUCCAAGUAUAUGGCAUCGUCAAAAGCCAAAGAAAACUACCUUAAGUGCUUGUUAAAAAUUUCACAUUAGUUUUGAUUAAAGGUUACGUUAAGUUUAAGAUACAAAAGUAAAAGUUACAAAAGUUUAUUAGAUGUAUGUAUACAAAUUAUGUUUUGUAUUGUAAAUUGCAGUUAGAAUAAUAAUUGAACAAAAUGUUGAAUGUA
Messenger RNA from Drosophila elegans, 2911 nucleotides. RefSeq names its product FAST kinase domain-containing protein 1, mitochondrial. The record is from RefSeq and is a predicted model, not a curated record. Gene Ontology annotation, cellular component: ribonucleoprotein granule; mitochondrial matrix. The transcript is spliced from 5 exons. NCBI's taxonomy places the organism in Eukaryota, Metazoa, Arthropoda, Insecta, Diptera, Drosophilidae. Gene Ontology annotation, molecular function: RNA binding. The coding region runs from base 93 to 2777 and encodes 894 amino acids. Gene Ontology annotation, biological process: regulation of mitochondrial mRNA stability; mitochondrial RNA processing.